This is a messenger RNA of Acanthaster planci (crown-of-thorns starfish), 6650 nucleotides long. RefSeq names its product cytospin-A-like. The record is from RefSeq and is a predicted model, not a curated record. Lineage: Eukaryota; Metazoa; Echinodermata; Asteroidea; Valvatida; Acanthasteridae. Gene Ontology annotation, molecular function: protein binding.
AUGAAAGGAAAAUUUGUCUGGUCCAAUGAGGCUGUCCUGUCUGCCAUUAUGAGCCAGGCAGCCGGCAAGUCUGAUUCAGCGGCGGGCUGGUCAGAGAUCCAGGACCUCCUCCAGCAGACCCAGCUGGAGAACACCUCCAUGAGGCAGCAGCUGGACAUGCUGAGGCAAGAGAACCGCCUACUCAAGGACCGCAUCAAGACCCACGAGCUGGAGGCGCUGGACUCCAAGACGGACAACGAGAAGGCCAUGCUGCUGCGGCUGGAGGGCUCCGUCACCAGCGACGACCGCUCCCACCAUGCUGAGGAGGAUCUGGACGAGACAGCCGGCUCCUUCGUCAUUGCUGACUCCAAUGGUGACCAGAUACUCCCAGGAUUUCCUUCCUCGUCAUCAGAGGGAUCUGCGGUACCGGAGGAGGUCCCCAACAUGUCAGAGAGCAACUGGGAGAUUCUCAGCAGUGAGGGUGAGGGUUCCGUGGCCUGUCUGCAAGAUCGCAUCCACCAGAUGGAAGAGAAUCACUACACUGUGAAUGAAGAGCUUCAGGCAACACUGCAGGAACUUACAGACCUCCAGGAUAAUGUGAACGAACUCAAUUAUGAGAAUGAAAAACUCACCGAAGAAAAGAGCGUCAUAAUUGAAGCACUGUACAGACAACUAGAGAAGGUGGAGUGUCUCAAGAACUACUUGGAGUCAUUAAAGGGCCGUCUAGAAGAGAGCUGUGUGGAUAUUGAGCUUGACGAUCUUGAUGAAACAUUCAAUACAGCAUUCACAGACAUCUCUCUGCAAAGUUUAGACUUGACAGAAGUCUGGGGCAGUAUGUCCCAAGGCACCGGGGACAGGAAGAGACUGUCAGAGAUUCUCAGCGAACAUCGGAAGGAGACACAGUCAGAGAUAACAAAGCUCAAAGAGAAGAUGAACGAUAUGGAGCGGUCCCUGGACAACACUCUGGUAGAAAUGGAGCAACAGUCCCAGGAGCUGACUGUGGCCAAGGGAAAGCUGGCGAGCACGGAGGUUGAGCUGGAGAGGACCCAGGUCAUGAUGGAGGAGGAACGAUCCCGCCUGACAGCUUUGCUGCACAACCAAGACCCUGAGGGCAAGCUUAAUCUGGUCAACCUCAUGGACCAGGCCAAGCAGGAGAAGGAGGCGCUGGAGCAGCGCUGUGCCAUCCUCCAGCGAGCCUUGCAGGAGAGCCAGCAGCACGCCGCCAAGCAGCAACAGGAGAUCGAGGAAUCGGAUCAAGACUUUGAAGCGGCCCGGGAGCACGUCGAGAGGGAGGUCAAGCAGAUGAAUGAACGGAUCCAGGAGGUAGAGGGUGAGAAGCACGAGCUGGAAACUGAGGUCAUCAAUCUGAAGGAGACCAUCCUGGAGCUGGAAGAAGCACGGGAGCGGCACGAGGCGGACAAGGUCAAACACCUGACCACCAUCGCCGACCUCAACCAGGCUGUGCAGACUCUCCGAAAGGAAAAACAGGAACAGCAUAAAGAGCUCUCUGAACUCAAACGAAUCAGUGCACGGGAAUCAGAAGAGUGGGUUCAGUUUCAGAAGGACUUGCAGUAUGCCGUAGUCAUCGCCAAUGACUAUCGCACGGAGGCCCUCACUGAGGUCCAGCAACUGCAAAAGGAAAAGGACGAACUCGUGGGGAAAAUCAAGAGUCUCAAUGCUGAAGUGGAACGGCUCCGAAAACUGGAAAGGAAGAAUACAGCUCCGAACUUGAGUCCCAUUCACCUGAAGCCCACCUCAACAGAGAGCGAAAUUCGCCAGCGGAUGCAUGCUUAUAUAAAGUCGGACUCUGAUAUUGUUGGAGCCGCAACAAGAAAGUCCAAUUCCACAAACACCCAGCUGUCUGUGAAGAGUCUCAUCAAAUCCAUCGAGACGGCAGCAGCAGAGGACUCACCCAAGAUCCCCCAGAGUCCAACCUCGGUGUCUCCGGUGAACACAACGUUUUCCAGACCACUCCUGGGAAGACGAAACACCACCACAGCAUCCACAAAACCGUUUGAGUCAAAACCGGCCUUCACGCGACGUAACACCACCACAUCAAUGAUUUCCACCGACACCAAGAGCUCUCAUGCUGCCAGGACCUGUGAUGACCUGAAGCUGACCAAAGAGCCUCUUCGGCCGCUGCUUACCCAGGACACAUCUGUUCGGUCACCAACCAGCAGGUCACCAGGAGCCACCCGCAGUGAUGCCAGGCAAACUAUCGGAGAUGCACUUUUCAGGAAUACAGAUUUCCGGUCCCGGAAAAGUAGCAGCCCGACAACCUCUACAGCUCGGGACUCACAGGAUGCAGCAGCAAGUAAGACAUCAGGAAGUCCAGGCAAUGCCAGGAGAAUAAGUGAUUCUGAAAAGAAAGAUCCUCUGUCAGUUCUGGUCAAGUGUGGAGGUGGAGGAUCCAAGAGGAACGCUCUGCUGAAGUGGUGCCAAGCCAAGACGGCAGGAUUCAAGAAUAUUGACAUCACCAACUUCAGUAGCAGUUGGAAUGACGGUCUGGGAUUCUGCGCCAUUUUGUACAGCUACAUGCCUGAUAAGAUCCCCAUGCAUGAACUCAACAGCCAAGACAAGAGACGUAACUUCAAAUUGGCAUUCCAGGUUGCGGAGAAGUUGGGUAUUCCUUCCAUUUUGGAUAUUGAGGACAUGGUGAAGAUGGAGAGACCAGAUUGGCAAUCUGUCAUGACCUACGUCACAUCACUCUACAAGCAUUUUGAGACAUAACCAUUCUCUCAAGCUCAAGAUCCCGAUUCAGGUCACCUUCAGAGCAGGGUCGAAAAUUAAUGACUUGGAGACUAGCAGAUUUUAAUGACAUGUGCAUGCAACAUUCCAAGUGAAAUGGUAUUCAAGCUUCAUUUCGCCAUACCUUGUAAAAACAGAUUCAUUCCUUUGCGCAUAUGUGCAAACAGGAGAUGGCCAAAAAAUACCUGUUUAAUAGGAGGGAUCCACAAUAGAGUGUCACGAAGGCAUUUAUGGCCACAAAGAGGCCACCCGGCCAGAAUUUGCAUUUGAGCAUGUGUCAGUGGACAACUUUGGAAUUUUUUGAUAGAUAGGGAUGUUCCAUGCUACUUCAAAUACUUGUUUGAAUCAUCUUCCUUGACAAAUGAACAUUGGGAAUAAUUCAAGUGCCUGCAUCCAGCCGGCAAAUAAAAUUUGUUAACCAUUUCCCACAGUGCACUGGGAAAAAAAAUGGCUUUUCCAUGGCAACCUCUCAGUGCUGCGUAUUGUGAAAUGCCAAUAUAGUCCUGUCAUGUGUACCGUUUUUACACAGUGUGUUGAUACACAGUGCCAAAUUUGUAAGCAACACAUUAUCCACUGUGACUAGAAGCACUAGAAGCACCCCCUCUCUGGCAAUGAAGAGACAGGCUGGUGAGAAGAUUUUCAACAGGGCUUUGUUUACACACAAAGACUUUACAUUCCAUAGCUGGUACCAGUACACUGCAAGAGAAAUUGGCCACACGUGCUCAGUUUGUCCCGCGCCAAGUAUGCAUGAAUUUGUGCACGUGCACAUCAAAUAAAGGGAUGCUGUUGUGUGAAAGCACUCCAUCAGUCGUUCAGGCUUGCAGCAGGUGCACUCCUUACAAGUUGUCACAUGUCAUUCAUCCUCAAUCGAACCCAAAGCUUUUUAAGUGAACUGUGGACUUGUGAUUGGCUCAUGAUUGACUUGUGAUUGUCUGCAGGUACAUCCCACCUUUGGUACAUGUACGUUUGCUCACAAGUGUAUGUGCAUUGCUGUCGAAAGUAGCAAAUUAAAUUAAAAUUUGGCGCUCAUGGGCCAAAGGAAUGGGAAACUUUUGACUUGGUUGGUGGCAGCAAACAUUCCAGUUGUUCCAUGUUACCGGUCCGCUAUUGUUGGUUGCCAUUGUGAGUAUGCCCACGUUAGCAGAAACGUGACAUAAAUAGUGGGCAUUUAAUUUUGUGCUGGCAGAUGUCUCUAAAGUCUCCCAUUUAAGUCUCCCAUUUAAGGGAUGUCUUCAGGCAUGCACAAAUGUGUACCAUAGACCCUACACUGCUGUGGGGCCCUCAAAACCCUCUGGUGUUCAUUUCGUGGAUAUUUUAUUUUCCUCCAAUCUGAUUCCUGGUUAGCAGUGAUAGGAAUAGUUAAAUACAUGUAUUUGAUGAGGCAGUGUUGACAUUUCAAAUCUAAUUCCAUUAUAAUUGUGGUGUUACAGUGUGAACAUAGUAUGUAUAACUGAACUGGUAUAUAAAGAGCUUUAUUGUGAAGACCGUGCAUGUCAAGGAAAAUUUUAAUAUUGAAGGUACAAAAGGCUGAAAUUGUUGAGGCUCGGUGACAGGUGUAAUCAUGUGGUUUUACAGGGGGAAGCAAACCUGUAGUCACGCUUGCAGGCAUUGAAUUGUCAUCGCUUUGCAAGGAAUCUUGGGUUUUCCUGAGCAGCAUGUGCGACUUCUCUUGGAGUUCCACUUGACCCGUUUGGUGCUCCUUUCUAAAAGAACUGGCAAAUAUCCUAGAUUUUAGGGUCAUAGAUAUGUUUUGUAAUAUCCAAGGUGAAGUUUGGGAAAACUUGAGGAUUUUUCUCUUGCUUUGCGGACUUUUCUCUCUGAGCAUACUUUUGGUUGAAGUUCGAUAAUUUGAAGUAGGUCUUCAUCUGUUGAUUGGGGCAUUAUUAGUGACACAGAAUAUUUCUGAUGAAGACAAUGUCAUAUCAUAAUGUUAUAUUCCUGACUGAAUAAUACUCAUCCUGUUCAAACUGCAGUGGUGUGGAUUUACAUAUUAAGCCUUGAAAAGUCUGGUCAGAUGUAUAUAAUUUCGUAAAUAAAUGUACAUUUAGUUGAGUUCCUGUAUUCAGAGAGAGAGACAUUCUGUAAAUUUAUUCAAGUGAUUAUGUCCGUACAAAGUAACAAGUUUUUUUUUUCUAUUUGCUACAGUGGAGCUGUAAGUGAUUAGAUUUUUCAUAAAUUUUGUAUCAGAAUUUAUGAUCAGUAUGUGGAUUAAUCAAGAAAGUGCUCUUUCCCAUUUGAAUGAGAAAACGUCCACAGACACACUCCUUCAUUUUGGGAAAUAAAAAUUUUUGCUUCUUGUUCAUGAAUGAAUGAUUCAGUGCACAACUGAAAAAGCAGGCUGUGAAUGUAUUGGAGAAAAGCAACUCGGAUAGUUUACGCUGGUUUAAUAAACGUCUACAGUUUCCAGCAAAAACAAAUAAACAUGAUUAUGACAUUGAAACAUCGUUCAGCUGUGUUUGUAAGAAGAAUAAGUCAUAGCAAGCAAUAGUUCUUUUCUUUUUUAAACUCAGUAUUACACAUAUUCCAAAUUUUAAAUACAACACAUGUAUUUUAAUUUGUCAUUGGCUUCCUUCUUCCAAUAGCUUUGUUUAGCCUAAUAAAGUCUGUAAUCAGCCAAGUCGCACUUACUCUAGACAAACACAUGUACGAUAAUUGAUAUUGCAUGCAGGUAUGUGGCUUUGCAUUUUUCCUGAACUGCAUUCCUUUCGAAGUGUCAUAUUCUUUUAAUGCAAUAAUGCCACUGGAUUUAUAAUGCGUACAGUCUUGGAUUAAUCUGUCUGUUUACAUACAACAAAUAUGAUCCAUAUUUGCUAGACAUAUGAGAGUCGUGAAAUUGAUUUAUAAAUUCUGGAGUUAUCUUGUGUUAAUUGCACUAUGAAGACGUACCUAUCUUCCCGGUUUUCAAUGUAGUCUUUCAGAAUCUUUAUUCCAAGUAUAUUUUGAGAAUUGAAUUUUUAAGUUAAUUCUGCUAUUAAAGUCAAUAUGCUAUGAAAGCAGUUGGCCUAUGAAAAAGGAAAUAAUUUUGCUUUAAUCUCUAAUUAUAUAUGUUUAUCUUAUCCCCAUCUUACAUUAUGGUACUUACCAUUCAUUACUGAAAACUUUUCCUCUAGAUAGUUUUUUUGUAUUCAGAUGAUACUUAAUAAUGUUUAGCACGUGUAUUUUUCACUUGCUUUUUGAGAGCCACAUUGUGAAUAUUUUGUGUUUAUUGUGUGCAUAUAUUUUUGCUGUAAGAGACUUUGGUUAUUGCAGUGUUCUGUUCUUGAUGUAAUGUAAAUUUUGUUAUUUUUGUACUAAUUUACCUGUAGGGUUUUAAUUGAAGAAGAUAGUGACACAAUACUGUAUUUUCUGGAUUUGUUUGGAAGGUUUUGUUUUGUACUGGAACAUGGUAACGUUUUUGUCUUCAGAGUUUGCACAAACUGGAUAAAGAAGAUAAGUAGAAAGUUUAUUUAUGCAGACAAUUAUUUAAAUACCUAAAGCAGUUUUAUUGUAUUCACAGAAGCAAGUCUUUCCCUUCCUUUAUUCUCACGUGAGAGAGCAUGUUGGUUCAGAAUUGUUUGUAACAUUUUUAAGCAGCGUCAUACUUAAAAUAUUGUAAACUGAAGAUAUAGUCACGUUCCACAUGGCUUUGAAAAACAAAAGUAUCUUUUACAGAAGUAUCCAUUUGUAAGAAUUUGUAUGGCAUGUUCUUGGUUUUGUUUUUCAAAUUUCACGUUACAACACUUUAAUAGUGUAUUCCUCAUUCAAUACCGAGUCUUUUUUUCUAGUUUUAUUUUAAUGAGACUAAAUGGUUGUUAAACCUCUGCAACCCUCUACACAGUAUGCUAAUGAAUAUUUAAUUGCUGCGAGUAAUAACUCUUUGAAAAAACUAUAGAUAUUGACCUUCAACGUAAAUAUUCAAUAAGAACAGCUAUGGUGAAAUUCAA